Doryrhamphus excisus (bluestripe pipefish) is the source of this 3603-nucleotide messenger RNA. It is a transcript of the gene acads, whose product is annotated as acyl-CoA dehydrogenase short chain. Lineage: Eukaryota; Metazoa; Chordata; Actinopteri; Syngnathiformes; Syngnathidae. Gene Ontology annotation, molecular function: flavin adenine dinucleotide binding; short-chain fatty acyl-CoA dehydrogenase activity. Gene Ontology annotation, biological process: butyrate catabolic process; fatty acid beta-oxidation using acyl-CoA dehydrogenase. Gene Ontology annotation, cellular component: mitochondrion. The record is from RefSeq and is a predicted model, not a curated record.
CAACCAAACUCGAAUUUGUCGGCGGUCUUUUAACAUCUGUAAAUUUCUGAUGGUCAUUGAAGGCAUCAUUUGUGCUUCAUAACAGGCUGUCUGAGCCGAGUUACGCCAAGCAUGGCUGCUCUUUUUACGGCAAGGAAAGCCCUCAGCUUGUGUCUAAGGGGGCGUCGAGGUGCGUCCCAGCUGGCCGAGCUGCCAGAGACGCAUCACAUCCUCAGGCAGACGUGCAGGGACUUUGCUGACCGAGAGUUGGCCCCCAUUGCCUCCAGGCUGGACAAGGAACAGUGCUACCCCAGCAAACAGAUUUUGGAGCUGGGGGCCAUGGGUGUGAUGGCCAUGGAGGUUCCGGAGGAGCUGGGUGGAGCCGGGAUGGACUACCUGGCCUACAGCAUCGCUGUAGAGGAGAUCAGCCGAGGCUGUGCCAGCACUGGAGUGGUGGUUUCUGUCAACAAUUCGCUCUACCUCGGACCCAUCCUCAAGUUUGGUACCGAAGAGCAGAAACACAAGUGGAUCACACCUUUCACCAGCGGAGAGAAGGUGGGCUGUUUCUCUCUGAGUGAGCCAGGGAACGGCAGUGACGCAGGCGCCGCCUCCACUGUGGCCAUUCAGGACGGGGACGAGUGGGUCCUGAACGGGACCAAAGCGUGGAUCACCAACUGCUGGGACGCUUCGGCCACCAUCGUCUUCGCCACCACGGACAGGAAGCUCAAACACAAGGGCAUCAGUGCCUUCCUGGUCCCCAUGCCCCACCCGGGCCUCUCGCUGGGGAAGAAGGAGGACAAGCUGGGCAUCAAGGCCUCCUCCACCGCCAACAUCAUCCUGGAGGACUGCAGGAUACCGCUACACAACAUGCUGGGUCCUUGUGGUGCUGGGUUCAAAAUCGCCAUGCAAACACUGGACAGCGGACGCAUCGGCAUUGCCGCUCAGGCGGUCGGCAUCGCUCAGGCGUCGCUCGACUGCGCCGCCGACUACGCACAUAAACGCUGCGCUUUUGGAGCGCCCAUCGGAAAACUACAAGCCAUCCAGUUCAAGUUGGCCGACAUGGCAGUGGCCAUCGAGAGCGCCCGCCUGCUCACGUGGAAGGCUUCCGUCCAGCGCGACGCUAAGAAACCCUUCACCAAGGAAGCCGCCAUGGCCAAGCUCGCUGCCUCUGAGGCCGCCACAUUCUGCUCUCACCAGGCCAUCCAGGUUCUCGGGGGGAUGGGUUAUGUGACGGACAUGCCGGCUGAGCGCCACUAUCGUGACGCUCGCAUCACAGAGAUCUAUGAAGGCACCAGCGAGGUCCAAAGACUGGUUAUCGCUAGUCAGGUGCUGAAGGAGUACCAAGUGUAGGCCGCACGCUCCCCGGGCACGGGAGGCCAUCUUGCAUCUUGUUACGGUAAACUAACACUGGGCUGGACCCCGACAGGAAGUCACACCAUCAACAGACACCAUGGCAGCUGUGAGUCCCCACCCCAGCGCCAAACUACUUUUUUCUAAUCGGGAAAGAAAGAAACAAACAAGCGUGUUCAAUAUCCUGCCAGCAGAGGGCGACAAUGGUCACAUGACCGGUUCAGCUGUGUGCGCACUGUAAUGUACGUCUCCUUUACCCCCAAGGGAGCGGGGGUAAAGAUUGCUUCCUGGCGGGUGUGGUUUAAAUAAUUGGACAUCUUGUCAACAGCAAUGUUUAUUUACUGAGCUCAAAGUACAAAAACAUCAAAGAGCAGAUCCUCAUUUGCAUAUUUACACAAGACACAGGAAUAUUAAAGAUUUGAGUGCCAAGAACGAUGUGAUCCUGUUCUCCUGCAGCAUUUGUUCACACGUAGAGCUUCUUAUCGCCGUUUGGAUACUCCACGACGUAGGAGCUCCUCGCCGCGCGUCCGAAUGAGCAGCAGAGGAUCCCGCCCCCCAGCAGGAGGAGCGCGGAGGCGGCCCAGCCGAUGUAGAUGGCGGCCCCAAUCUCCCUCUUCUUGGAGGGGGGGACCUUGGGGUCGUGGAAGUCCACAAUGAUGUUGCCGGCCAUCCAGCAGAGCGGAACCAGAACCAGCACGCCGCUGAUGACGUAGAUGAGGCCGCCGGCGUACACAGCUCGGGCUUUGAGCGCUUCCUGGCGGAUGCAGUUGGUGCACUGAGCCCCCGCCAACGUCACGGCCAGCGCCAGCGCUCCCAGCACCACCGAGACCACCGUCAGGGCGCGCGCCGUCUGCAGGUCCCGCGCCAGGCUGAGCACGGAGUCGUGCACCUUGCACUGCAUCUGACCCGUGGACUGGACCACGCACGACAUCCACAGACCGUCCCAUAUGGUCUGAGCCACUACGAUGUUGGAGUCCAGGAAGGCCGUCACCCUCCACGUGGGCAGCACGCAUGCCACCAUUGCCAGCACCGAGCCCCACGUGCACAGGCCCAAGCCCACCGGCUCCAGGAUGGCCGCCAGCAUCAUCGGCGCCCCCGCGAGUGUGGCUGCUGUGGUCGGGUGUUUCUCUGCAGGACCCUGUGGACGCUUUGGGUGUGGUCUGUAUGCACGCUGCCUUUAAAGACCCGUGCCCUCCCCUCCGGAACGCCUCCCGGCAAACUUUGGGCCAGUCGGACUGAAGUAUCUUUUUGUCUCAGCCAAUCAGGAGCCCCCGUGUACUGUCCGGCGUGUCGGUCAGCCUUUUCUAAAAAUGUGCGCGUCUUUCACAAUUUCACAACUUAAACAAUUUAAAGCAAGCACUUCAGUGCUGGUGAUGUCAUGAGGAGGCGGAGUUUUGACAGGAAGUGUUUGUUUCUACAGCUGGGCUGGAAGGAAGCUUUCUCUCCCACCCCAGCGGGGCGCUUUUGUUUCCCCGACCGACCUUCAAUGGCACUUCAGGCCCAGAUGGGAAGCACACACUGCAUCCAUGCUUUUAUUUUGAAUAGUCACCACUUCCUGUCGCCCAAACAAAGUCUAAACAUUGAAAUGAUUUUGUUUAUUUUUGUAAUGACUUCUAUAAUCUCUUCAUCAGCAUGUGACCACACCUGCUCUAAUUGCUGCUGGGGGGGGGGGGCAGUCUAAACAAAUGGUAUUCUUAGGGACUGUUAAACAUGAGUAUUUAAAGCUGUAAAUGUAUGUCAGUGUUUUGUCGUCGGAAAUGUGUGUGGCAGCAGGUGUUAGCAGCCAGGAAGUCAGAUGUCCUGUUUCUUUCCACUUCCUGUCAUUGUCAUCAGAGUCCAGUCACAUGACCUCUGACAUUACAUAUGUCACCUCCAACAUCUCCAUUGUCUAUAAUAAUGUUAACGACCAUGAGAAUACUAAUAGUACUACUACUACUAAUAGCCAUAGUGUUAGGAAUAAGACAUGAUAUUGGCGUCCAAAGCAGAAUGUAUGAUUUGGUAACAGGAAUGACUUCCCGUCCAACUGCUUAUCAGCCCGGAUUUGUUUUCAUUUGUUUGUCUGUCGUGUCUCUCUGUGCGGUGACUUCCGCUUCCUGUGUGUGUGUGCCAUAUCAUGAUUGAGCGUCAGCUUCUUGUUUUUUCCCCAUCUUGAUGUUCUUGACAGGUGAGCUUCCUGCUGGCACAAGGAUGACGACGAUAGUGAGCUCCUCCAUUGUGUUCUUGAUGUCGUAUUGUUGCAGCAGUCUGACUACAAUAAAGGCACCGUCGUCCUUC